Eucalyptus grandis is the source of this 1187-nucleotide messenger RNA. RefSeq names its product calcium-binding protein CBP. The transcript is spliced from 5 exons. NCBI's taxonomy places the organism in Eukaryota, Viridiplantae, Streptophyta, Magnoliopsida, Myrtales, Myrtaceae. The record is from RefSeq and is a predicted model, not a curated record. Gene Ontology annotation, molecular function: calcium ion binding. The coding region runs from base 50 to 1000 and encodes 316 amino acids.
AAAAAUAGAAGUUUGACCGGAAGAUAAUCGCCCGUCUCCUCCCGGAAAAAUGUCAGGCUACCCCCACGCGCCGCCGAACUACGGCUACGGCCAGCCCUACACCACCACCACCUCCUCCUCCUCCUCCUACGGCGUCCCCCCACCGCCGUCCACCUCCCCGUACGCGCAGGCGGCCUCCCCCUACGCCGCCCCCUCCGCUCCCUACGCGCCGCACCCCCAGGGCGGGAAGCCGCCCAAGGACAAGCCGCAGGGCUACGACAAGCCGCAGGGCUACGGCGGGGCGGCUCCGUCGGCCCCCGGAGGAUAUCCGCCGUCGGCUCCCGGAGGAUACCCGCCGCAGUCGGCUCCCGGAGGAUACCCGGCUUCCGGCGGGUACUCGGCCCCCGGCGGGUACGCGGCCCCGGGGGGGUACCCUCCUCCGCCGGCGGCGGCGGCUUAUGGAAGCCCGUUCGCGUCGCUGGUGCCGUCUCAGUUCCCGCCGGGGACGGAUCCGAGCGUCGUGGCGUGCUUCCAGAUGGCGGACCAGGACGGGAGCGGGCUGAUCGACGACAAGGAGCUGCAGAGCGCGCUGUCCUCCUACAACCAGAGCUUCAGCAUGAGGACGGUGCACCUCCUCAUGUACAACUUCACGAACACCAACGCGAGGAGGAUCGGACCUAAGGAAUUCGUUCAAGUGUUUUACAGUCUUCAGAGCUGGAGGGGGAUAUUCGAAAGGUUUGACCGGGACAGGAGUGGCAAAAUUGAUGCCAAUGAGUUGAGGGAUGCACUGCUAAGUCUAGGAUUUUCUGUGUCGCCGUUGGUUUUGGAUUUGCUCGUAUCUAAGUUUGACAAAACUGGAGGAAAGAACAAAGCCAUCGAAUAUGAUAACUUCAUCGAAUGCUGCCUUACUGUCAAGGGAUUGACUGAAAAAUUUAAGGAGAAGGAUACCGCGUAUUCUGGCUCAGCAACCUUCACUUAUGAGGCCUUUAUGUUGGCAGUUCUUCCUUUUCUCGUCGCCUAGUGUGGGAGUUGAUUUCAGAUUUCAAGCUUGGUUAGAUCGCACUUUUCUUUUAUUUUUCUUUUCCUGACAGUACAGCUUGUUGUUUUCAUCCCCACUCGGUCUCUAUAUCUACUUGUCAGAACGAUUUAGCAUGUAAUAUGUUUGAGUUGUGUAUCAAAAUGAAAUAGCAUGUUUUGAAUUGCAAAUA